Molecule: messenger RNA, 2105 nt
Organism: Emys orbicularis (European pond turtle)
Lineage: Eukaryota; Metazoa; Chordata; Testudines; Emydidae
Gene: MDH1
Product: malate dehydrogenase 1
Exons: 9
Coding region: 721-1590 (289 amino acids)
Biological process (GO): oxaloacetate metabolic process; malate metabolic process; tricarboxylic acid cycle
Cellular component (GO): cytosol; mitochondrion
Molecular function (GO): L-malate dehydrogenase (NAD+) activity
Source: RefSeq, a predicted model, not a curated record
UUUUCAGAGAACUAUCCACAAUGACUCCACGAUCUCUUUCUUGAGUAUAUUACUUGAAUUGCUACAUAACUUUUUAGUUGGUGUCCUAUUUACAGCUCCACCAGAUAUCUAGGUUUGCGGUAUUCUACAAAUCUCCACUUGCAAGUAAAUCUGCAAAUUAAUGUAACGAGAGCAGUCUCUAAUAUAGUGUGAUGUAAUUCUAAGCUGCAUGUUCUGCCAAUCUUCUGAAGACUUGUGCCGGCUCGCCAAUAAGUUUGAAGCAUAAAAGCUACAUCGUAGUCUAAUGGAAUUUUAGGAGUCUGUAUUUGAAGUGCCUAUGCUUUAAAAAGGCGGUAUUUUCCCCCUUACUUUAAACCGUUCUGACCUUCAUUUAAAAAUACUCCCCACCACUCUCUUCUGAACAAAGUGCAAACAAGCCUUGGAAUAUUUCUAGUUCUGGGGUUUCAACUUACAGCUUUUUGGCUACCUUUCUGCAGGUCUGGUCUGCUCCCAGAAGACAUUUGGGAGUGCUGCUAUUGGUUUAAAAGAGAAGCAGAAUCCUAGGAGCUGACCCUGUGCUGGGUUUUUGCACAUGAUUCACAUCCAGAAUCUGAACCAAUUAGAGUCCUAGUGACUGGAGCUGCUGGUCAGAUCGCCUAUUCUCUGCUCUACAGCAUUGCCAAGGGCGAUGUCUUCGGCAAAGAACAGCCUCUUGUUCUUGUACUGCUGGAUAUCACUCCCAUGAUGACUGUAUUGGAUGGCGUAAUCAUGGAACUGCAAGACUGUGCCCUUCCACUGCUGAGAGAGGUCAUCGCAACAGACAAGGAGGCGGUUGCAUUUAAAGAUCUUGACGUAGCAAUUCUGAUUGGCUCCAUGCCGAGGAAAGAGGGCAUGGAGAGGAAAGAAUUACUCAAAGCAAAUGUGAAAAUUUUUAAAUCCCAGGGUGCAGCCUUGGACAAGUAUGCCAAGAAGACUGUCAAGGUCGUGGUGGUAGGAAAUCCAGCAAAUACCAACUGCCUGACGGCUUCAAAGUCAGCUCCCUCAAUACCAAAGGAAAACUUCAGCUGUCUAACUCGUUUGGACCACAACCGAGCUAAAUCCCAGAUUGCUCUGAGACUUGGUGUAACUGCUAAUGAUGUGAAGAAUGUCAUCAUCUGGGGGAAUCACUCCUCCACUCAGUAUCCAGAUGUUACCCAUGCUAAGGUGAAAGUGCAAGGAAAGGAAGUUGGAGUUUAUGAAGCUGUAAAAGAUGACAGCUGGCUGAAGGGUGACUUUAUCACGAUUGUUCAGCAACGUGGUGCAGCUGUUAUUAAAGCCAGGAAGCUGUCCAGUGCAAUGUCAGCUGCCAAAGCUAUCUGUGACCAUGUGAGGGACAUCUGGUUUGGCACUCCAGAGGGGGAAUUUGUUUCCAUGGGAGUCAUUUCUGAUGGAAAUUCCUAUGGUAUCCCCGAGGAUUUGCUCUAUUCAUUCCCUGUUGUAAUCAAGGAUAAAACCUGGAAGUUUGUCGAAGGUCUUCCUAUUAAUGACUUCUCCCGAGAGAAGAUGGAUCUGACUGCAAAGGAGUUGAUGGAAGAAAAGGAGACUGCUGUGGAGUUUCUUUCCAGUGCGUGACUAGCUGAUCAAGAUUUAGAAAAUCCUUUAAAAGCUGAAGAGUCUAAAAGUCGUCUGUAAAUCUAGUAACCAAUGCUGUUGCUGUAUUCAAGUUUGUUUUGUGACAGUCAUUCAUUUUAAAGAUCACAUGCUUAUUGGUACACGUGUGCCUAUUAUCAAGAGUUCUUGGCAAUUAAACAUACAAGCAAUUCAAAAUCUGUUCAGCUUUUUUCACCAAAACUUGUCAAUUCAGUAAUAUACAUGUUUUCUGUAUUGAAUAGAGAAUAGUCAUUCAGUCUUGUUCAGAAAUUGGCACUGGUGGCAUUUGAAUUAUCAUCUAGAGAUCAGGGUUAACAUUAAGUGGCUUAAUAUUAAAAGGAAGAUAAAAAUGCCAAUAGUUCUCCUUGAACUAAUACUUUCCUAUUUUAAAAAUGCAAGUAGGAAAUUAGUUGGAUACAGAGCAUGUACUGUUCACUCUGGUUAACCUUUACUGUGUUUGUAAUAGAAACAUUAAAGGAUGGUUAAUUGCACAAUGG